AGAUAAUAUCAUUCUCCGUAUUCCAGUACUUUAUGGACCUGUUGAAAGUUUAGAAGAAAGUGCAAUUACUUAUUUGUUAAUUGGAUUAAAAAAGUGUCAAAACAAUAAUGAAUUAUUUAAAGUUUCUAAUUAUGAACUUCGUAAUCCAUCAAGUGUCGAUGAUAUAGCUCACAUUGUGUUUAAUUUAGUGGAGAAAAAAAUUUUAUCUAGUAAUGACAUCAGUGGUAUUUAUCAGUGGUGUGGAAAAGAAAUGUAUACAAAGUAUGAUAUGGUGGCUAAGAUGGCUAAGAUUUUUGACAUGAGUAUGGAACAAGUAGUUCCAGUAAAUGGACAAAGUGGAGUAAAACGCCCAUUUAAUACUCUAUUAGAUGUUUCACGCAUAAAUCAGUUAGGAAUUGGAACACAUACUAAUUUUGAAGAUGGAAUAAAAACUGUAUUAGCCAGUUGGAAUGUUAAGUAGUUGUUUUUACAAUGAAAAAAUAUAAAUUUUGUUCAUGUUAUAAUAAAAUGUAUUAAAUAUAAACAGCAUAAUAUUUAUCAUUAUCAA
Messenger RNA from Acyrthosiphon pisum (pea aphid), 547 nucleotides. RefSeq names its product methionine adenosyltransferase 2 subunit beta-like. Gene Ontology annotation, cellular component: methionine adenosyltransferase complex. Gene Ontology annotation, molecular function: methionine adenosyltransferase regulator activity. The record is from RefSeq and is marked predicted. Gene Ontology annotation, biological process: S-adenosylmethionine biosynthetic process. Lineage: Eukaryota; Metazoa; Arthropoda; Insecta; Hemiptera; Aphididae.